Molecule: messenger RNA, 2659 nt
Organism: Fukomys damarensis (Damara mole-rat)
Lineage: Eukaryota; Metazoa; Chordata; Mammalia; Rodentia; Bathyergidae
Gene: Vtcn1
Product: V-set domain containing T cell activation inhibitor 1
Exons: 6
Coding region: 74-922 (282 amino acids)
Source: RefSeq, a predicted model, not a curated record
UCAGGAGGGAGGCAGCAGCUCCAUUCAGCCCAGCUCCUGGCCCCUGCUGUGGGAAGGAAUCUAUCCCCUCACCAUGGCUUCGCUGGGGCAGAUCAUCUUCUGGAGUAUUAUUAGCAUCAUCGUUAUUCUGGCUGGAGCAAUUGCACUCAUCAUUGGCUUUGGUAUUUCAGGGAAACAUUUCAUCACAGUCACUACCUUUACCUCAGCUGGGAACAUUGGAGAGGAUGGAAUCCUGAGCUGCACUUUUGAGCCUGAUAUCAAACUUAAGGAUAUAGUAAUACAAUGGCUGAAGGAAGGUGUCAUGGGUCUGGUCCACGAGUUCAAAGAAGGCAAAGAUGACCUGUCAGACCAGCAUGAAAUGUUCAGGGGCCGGACGGCAGUGUUUGCUGAUCAAGUGAUAGUUGGCAAUGCUUCCCUGAGACUGAAAAAUGUGCAACUCACAGAUGCUGGCACCUAUCAGUGCUACAUUGUCACUUCUAAAGGCAAAGGAAAUGCUAACCUUGAGUAUAAAACUGGAGCCUUCAGUAUGCCAGAGGUGAAUGUUGACAAUAAUGCCAGUUCAGAGAGCUUGCGCUGUGAGGCUCCCCGAUGGUUCCCUCAGCCCACAGUGGUUUGGUCAUCCCAAGCUGACCAGGGCGCCAACUUUUCACAAGCCUCCAACACCAGCUUUGAGUUGAACUCUGAGAACGUGACCAUGAAAGUUGUGUCCAUGCUGUACAAUGUCACAGUCAACAACACUUAUUCCUGUAUGAUUGAAAACAACAUUGCCAAAGCCACAGGGGACAUCAAAGUGACAGACUCUGAGAUCAAAAGGCGGAGUCACCUAGAGUUGCUGGACUCAAAAGCUUCCCUGUGUGUCUCUUCUUUCUUUCUCAUCGGCUGGGUACUCUUGCCACUCUUCCCUUACCUGACGCUGAAAUAAUGUGCUUUGGCCACACAAAAACAUGUAAAGUUAUUGGCGUAACAGAAUCCCAGGAAUCUGCCAAACUAUUUUACCUCAAGAUAUAUUUCUGGGGGGGAAAGAAUUCAUACGUAGAAGUCUGGAGUGAACAAACACGAAAAAAGAAAACAAAAGCAACCCUUACAAGACUCCAAUAUGAACAAGAUAGAUCUACCUUCAAAGACAUAUGUGAAAAGUUGGGAAAAUCAUACACCUGAACUAGAAAAAUGUAUUAAGAUUUCAUGUGAAAAUAACUAUAUGCCCACAUCUCAGGGACCUCCCCUUACCCAUCACCUCCUGGGGAGUGAGAGGGUGGGAUAUGGUAUCUCUCCAAACCCAUAGUUAUAUGUGCUAUAAUGUUGCUCUGAAGGAGUUCUCGGAAAGUUUCAGUCACCACAUGUUCACGUCUUAUAGCCUGCAAAUUAAACUGUAGUAUAUGCUUUAAGGAGCUGUCAUUUCAGCUGUCAUUUCACAACUCAGUGACUGUAUUUUUAGUAAGAUUCAAAUGAUUCACUUUUCAUUAUGACGCUUUCAAUAGUGCCUUGGCUUCUCCCACCUGAAUAAUGACAAAGAUAUGAAAUGCAGUUAUAAGUCCAGGCCAAACAAAGUAAUUGGGCAACGCUGAUUUUUCUAAAUAAUGUGAGCACCUUUUUUGAACAAACAAAUGUCAUUUUACUUCUGAAGUUAUGUUGACCUGUAAAUGGCACAGGGCAGGACCUCUUACCUAAGUGGCAGCAUGUCACAGGCAUCUAUUUUUUGUCUUGUAUGAACAGUUUUAACCUCAGCUUUCAACAGACUCUAGAGCAGUGGAGGUAAACCUAUGGCAUGCACAUCAUAGAGGGCUGUUUGUAUCACUGAAAGUUUUAAAUGGUUUGUCAUCAUUGAUCUAGAGCACUAGCAUUCAACUUGGGUGAUUUUAUUUCUUCUCUGAUCUCCAAGGAGGCAUCUGUCAAUAUGUGAAGACAUUUUUAGUUGUCAGACUCUGGAAAGAUAGAGGACUGUGCUAGUGGUACCUAGUGGAUAGAGUCCAGGGAUGCUGCUCCACAUCCAACAAUGUGCAGGACAUCUCCCCACAACAAAGAAUCAUGCAGUCCCAAAUGUCAAUCAUUCCCAAGAAACUGACAGAGUAGAAAAAAAGAGCAAGCAAAUCUGCUUGCUUCCUGAAAACUGGGCAUUGGUUUCUGUCUCUUUGACUACUGCUUCAGCACAGAGAGCAAGAUCUUUUGCUGAACUUAGUCUACAGGAUGUCUGAAAUUCUUGAUGGGAUUAUCUUCAGUUCAUUGAGCUUCCAAGUUCUUUUCCCUUCACCCUAUCCUGCAAGCUGAGUUCCACAAGAAAGCUAAGUUUCAUCUCAAGGUCUCUCACUGUGAAUUUUAGAUCUCAGAAAACUGCCUGGGCAAAAAUACAAAUUAAGGCAACAAACAUGUCCCCUCCUUGAAACACAGAGAGCCUACUGCGCUUUUCUUUAUAGGGUGCUGGGUAUCAAACCCAGUGCCUUGGAAAUGAUAGGCAAGUACUCUACACCUGAGACUCACCCCAGCCCAUGAAGAGAAUUCUGAAAGAAAUCAGGACAAUGACCCUUGGAAAUAAAGCCUUGAGGAACAAAGCUUUAGUGGAAAGCAAAACAUUUUUGUUUCCAGCACCCUUCCCACACUUUUCAUGUGAACACUUCCCCCCCUGGCACUUUGGACUACCAUGUCUGUAUUAUAUUUUGUUAUA